Caenorhabditis bovis is the source of this 402-nucleotide messenger RNA. Lineage: Eukaryota; Metazoa; Nematoda; Chromadorea; Rhabditida; Rhabditidae. The record is from the annotation of a GenBank genome assembly.
AUGGCGGCUUAUGCAUUGUAUCGGAGCACGACACUCGGACAGGCGUUGGAGCAGACACUCACCGAUAUGGAGGAGGAGGGUCUCAUUCCGAAAAAUUUGUCGGCGAAAGUGCUCAAUCAGUUCGAUAAAAGUAUGAAUAAGGCGAUUUCGAGGAUUCCGCGAGAAAAGAUUCAAUUUUGCGCCGAAAAACUCAUCACAUACCGCUAUUGCGAUAAUGUUUGGACAUUUAUUCUCAAUGAUAUUGGAAUUAAGGACCCGCAUCGCUCAUUUGAUCAUCCGAUUGAUAAGCUGAAAAUAGUUGCUUGCGAUGGUCGCCAGAAUGUGAUGUUGGCGAACACGGGCCUUGCUAGCGGCAGUCAGGCGCCGGUCAAGAGGAAUGCGAAUGACGACGACAGCGACUGA